AUGGGCAGUAAUUAUCGUGCAAUACAGUGUACAUGGAUACUCUCGUUGAAAAUCAUCAUUUAUAUCCUAUUCAACACCUUCUCAUGUUUCUUUAUAGGAGAGCUUGGGCCUAAAGCGCUUGGGGAUUGGAAAGAUUUGGCUCGCUCUCAGGGCAAUGUGGAUCAUGUAAGUGGGAGAGUGUAAAUGAAAUACAAAUGGUCUAACCAUUAAUUAAUUAAUUAUGUGGGUGAGCGGAAUAAAACAUUCAUGUAUGGAUCACAAAACAUUCUCGGACGUCGUGCGCGUAUAUAAGAUGUAUAUCUUUCUCUUGUUCAGUGGGAUUACCGACAGAGUAAACUCAUCACAGUAAUUCGCGCAGGUAGUGGUGCAAGUUGGUUCUUUACACCGAUGCUAGCGAACACACCAAACACAUCGUAUCUUGACAUAGAAGCGGCAUGUACUAAUAACCCUUUCCGAUUAGAAAUUUAUGGAUCAUCAGACAGGUAUUAUGUACAAAUGAUAUUUUGUUUGUACGGAUAUGUUAUUUGCGCGAAAGGCUGCUAGUGGGAAUCGCUUUGAAAAUUCAUUAAUUUGUUAGCGAUUCCCAGCAGCCUUUCGCGCUCGUAUUCGACUUUUCCGCUUUGCUCGUGGACAACCUUAAUUGAAAUAGCUGUAUACCAAUCAAUCAAAUACCUAUUAAACCAGUGAGAGGUGGCUGGCAGCGGUAGUGGAAGUAAAAACUAAACCUCUCCGCUCUUACAUGAAGUAAAAUCAAUUUAUGUAUGUAUUUUUCUUUCCUUAAUAGUUCCUUCAAGAAUUUAGAGUCUAUACAAAAUGUUACGUUUGAAAAGCGAAGCCUCAAUACCGCUACUAUCGAGAAGUCCUAUCGUUAUUUGUGCAUUCUUGUACGAGCCACAUCACAAACAACGUUCUAUAUUUACUCUAUCAAGAUGUAUCAUUAUUUUUGCGAAAAAACAACAAUGCAUAACAUUAUUUUAAGUCAAGUGGACUCAUCCACAACGAAUAUCAGUGUAAGAGUUCAAUGUGGAGAUAAUGCUGUUGCAAGUGACCGUAAUUCCACGAAUAUAACAGCAAAUUGCACUCCCAAAGGAAAUUGGAUUUUCGGCAAUCAAAAAUGUGUAUGUGUCGAAGGAUUCCAGUCUAGUAACCAAGAAUGUUCACGUAAGUAAAGAAUAAUAGUAGAUAGAAGAUAAAUCAAGGAUGAUAGAUGCAGUAGAAAGACAGAUUACGGUUAUCAUAGAGUAUUUUAAGUAAACAGAAAAACAAUAGCAGGGCCGUCGAGCGGCUGCACGGCGUCUGGGUAAAACUCUGCAAGGAGGGCCCUAUGACGUCAUAAUUGUAAAACUGAAGAUGCGAUGUUUUACAGUAAGGUGCACGUUAACCACAGCAAGGCUUUAUAUUCUAAGCAAUUUUGUAUUAAGAGAGUUUUGGGGGCCAGGGGGAUGCUCUUUGCACCCCUUCUCGGCGGCGCUGAACAAUAAACAUUUCGUAUUAAAAUUGAUAAUAUUUUAAUUAUAUGACUAUAUGUUUACAAUCACCUUCAGGAGAAUACCACGUUUCUAAAGCUAUAGCUGCAUGUGUAUUAUUUUAUAAGCUCGCACUGUGUGAGUUGCAAAGUUUGCUGGCCAAUUAUAGAUACAGAGAAAGAUAGAUAUGAAGAUUACGAUUGGCAUUUUAUAUUACGUUAGAUCAUUAGGAAUUUAUUUUAGAAUUUUACCAUUAAAGAUCAUAUAAAGGAAUUACUGUUUUCUAUAAAACGUAUAGUAUAGUAGGGCAGAAUAAUUUGGCAGCAGAUGAUAAUUUUAUACAGAACCAAUUGAAACUAUUAUUUUCUAACAAUUUCUAAUUGCUUCACUAGCUCAAAUAUAUUGUCGAGUUUCUUGUAUGUUUUCUUGGUGAAUUUGUAGAUUAGUGCGUGCAUGGAAGCACCGUUUUUUGUGACAGAAUGGCACUUUUGGAGUUUAUUGAACUCCUUGAAAAUUGAAAUUUACAGUGCAUGUAAAUUUAACUGACAAAGCUCUCUAUCUGUAAACCCAGAUAAUUUCAUCAGAUAAUUUUUGCACUGAUGACGAUCCGGGCUUACUCAUCGAAAGCUUUGCCAAGUUAUACAGUAAAUCUACGUAUACAUACAAAACCGCUGUACGUUAGCCUAAUAACAUGGUUCCUAGUUACUUGUCAAGAAAAUGUACUCCAACUUCUAUGAUACACGAACACAAUUUGCGAAGCUCUAAUCAUAAACUUUUUGUUCCAUGACCCUCAACUGAGUCCUUAAAGAAAAACUUUACUUAUAGAGGAGAUACCCUAUGGAACGACAUACACCGCGUUGAAAUCACUAGAGCUCAAUCUCUUGCUGAAUUUAAAUCUAAAAUUUCUUAAUUAUUUUAUUAUAGUCUGUAACUUUUGUAAAUAUUUCGAUACUUAUUUAUGAGAAAUUAGUUUACUAGCAUAGGUACACGUCUCCAUUGAAGAGCACAUAUUUUAACUUGUGAAAUGGAUCUCGUGUUUUAAAUAAAGACGCCAAUCAAUCAAACUGUAGACCGUAGUGUUUCCACAAAACAAUUGCAAGCGAAUUAUAAUAUAUUAGUUAUUGUUAAUUCACAACUUUUUUUUUAAAAGGUUGUUUGACUGAUUACUACAAGAAUGUUGUUGGAGAUGAAGCAUGCCACAAAUGUCCUGAUGGUAAAACAAAUAACAUGAUGCACACGAAAUGUAAAUGUAAAAAAGAUCAUUAUAUUGGAGAUAAUGAAAGCGGGCCAUGCUUUGGUAUGUAUGCAAAUCAUUGUAAUUAUGGUGAAAACCGAACAUACAGGUACUCCAUGCAGUUUCUCUCUGCAUGGCGCGAAGAGGAGAAUGGAGCUAUUGUACCUUCCUUAUUUAAGGAAGAUUUACACUGUACUUAAGCUUUUAAUCGCGAGGAGUUCUUUUGAGGAAGAAAGUGAUGGGAAAAUGUCAAAACCAUGCAUCAAUUGUAUCGUAAAUUUCUAAAUACCUUGCAAUUUUUAAUAUAUUGUGAGACUUGAGCUAAAGGCGAAACUUUAGCAGUAUUUUAGCAACAUUUCAGUCUGUCUGUAUGUUUUAAUGUUUUAAUGUUUUAAUGUUUUAAUAAGAUUCGGCAACUACCUAAAAAUACAACAAUGUAGUGCCAGGGAGUUCGUCACAGGUUCCCCCCAAUUACGGCGAUCCCUUAAUAUUUACAUAAAAAAUUACGUUCAAAUAAUUGAUUAACGAAACAGACAAAGUAUAACAACACAAAUACAAAACGGCUAAACUGACAACUAACAACAGUUUAAAACACCAUCAAGGGAUCUAGCCCUUUUACAUUUAACACAGACAGAGUUGUUAUGUUAUGAGUGUGUUAUGUUGCCAAUAAUUUCUAUAAUUCGUUUAUGACCUCGCGCGUCCAUGGUUCGUUACUUGCAACGAUAGAGCUACAGUAUCCGGUAUAAACAAAGUUAGUUCGUUUUCACAGUUGUUUAGUAGAAGUUCCCAUAAUACGAACGAUAUAUGUAACCCACAAUCAUUUAAACGCUCGCUUUUCUCUUUUUCUCUAGUUGUUCCAUCCAAGGUCGUGGAUUUAAAGUUGGAACAGUUGACUAAUACUUCAGUUAACAUAACAUGGAGGAAACCCAAGGAUAAUGAUGGUUUCAACGGAUCCUUAACAUACACCGUGAUGUGGUAUCCUUGCAUUAAUGAGUCAAAAUGUGAUACCAUUGACAUUGGAAAAAAUGCCACGAACUUGGCCAACAUAAUCGUGCCCAAUCUGACACUCUACGAGACAUACAAGUUUAAGGUUUUUUCAAUCGGCAGUAUUUUGCAAAAUGUGUCUGAUGAUAAAUGGAAAUUUGCAGAAAAAAAUUUUACACUUAAAGGUUUGUACCAUGAGAACUUGCUUUCAUUGAAAACCUUUUACGUGUUUAACAUAUCUAGCGUUUCGUAAAAACACAUGUGAAUUAAAGCUUGAGAAAAGAGUUCAAUGCCAGUAAAGGAACUCAGAUUUUCUCUCGUUUUCGUUUUAAAACUGGUUCAUUUCAUUUUUCGACCUGCAUUUGUAAUUUAACUUCACACAUCAUUUUUAAAUUUUAUAAAAUUUAUCAAGAAUGUUAUACAGGGUGUAUAAAAAAAAACUGAACAGAUUUAAAAUUGCUCUCAAUUUCGCAAAACACCUAUUUGUAUCCGGUUUUUUUAUAUAUAUGGCCUCUUUGGGUACUUAUAAUGUAGAAUAAUGAGAAAAAUUUCUCGAAAUCAAAUUUUGUGAACCAGGGGUGUGUGUCUGUUCCAACAAACUAAAAAUGGCUCGCGCACAAAAUUUAAAAGCUGCAAUCAUAUUUUGAGUUAACAGGUAGAAAACUGGUCGGGCUUUUAAUUACUGUACAAAAUUUCAGAUAAUUUGGUUUAGUUUAAGCCCCUUAACUAUUCACGCAAACUUACAUUUUUCCUAAAAAUCAGCUAUUUGCAUGCUUAAUUAAUGCAUUUGCCUAAUUUGCAUAUGUCAGCAAUAUGCAAAUUAGGUAAAGGCAUUAAUUAAGCAUGCGAAAGGCUGACUUUUUAGAACAAAAUCAAUAGUUAAAGGGCUUAAACUAAACCAAAUUGUCUGAAAUUUUGUACAGUAAUUAAAAACCUUAAUUACUGUACAAAAAGACAAAUUUUCCAUCUAUUAACUCAAAAUAUAAUUACAGCUUUUAAAUUUUGUGCGCGAGCCAUUUUUAGUUUGUUGGAAAAGACACACCCCCUGGUUCACAAAAUUUGAGUUCGAGUAAUUUUUUUCAUUAUUCUACAUUAUAAGUACCCAAAAAAGCUAUAUAUAGAAAAAACCGGAUACAAAUAGGUGUUUUGCGAAAUUGAGAGCAAUUUCAAAUCUGUUCAGUUUUUUUUUAUACACCCUGUAGAGAGGGUUCAAUAUUUUAUUAUUUUACAACAUUCUGGCAGUUUUACUGCCCUGUUUUCAGACUAUUGAUUUUGUUCUUUUACAAAAACGGCUACGAACACUUCAAUUAAGAGGGUUUCUUUUUAAUCCAAUGAGCAUUUCUGAAUAACAUGUUUAAAGAUUUGCAUUUCAUUCUAUUCUAUUCUGUUCUGUUCUAUUAUAUUCUAAUGUUUCUAUACUGUAUUAUUCUGUUUUAUUUUAUGGCGCAUUGUACAGUGUUGUGAUAUUGAAAUAUAUACAUGCAUAUACUGUUCUGUCGUCUUUCUAUUACAAUGAAUUUAUUCUCUUAUAUAUAGAUUAUAUUCUUUAUCAUGGUUUUAUUGUGUUCUAUAUUCAGUAACUUUCUAAAUAUAUUUCAGCAUUUUUUAAUUUUAUAUUGAUUAAUUUUUCACUUAUCCAAUAUAUUGUAUUUUAUUUUAUCAUACUAGCUGUAGUUAAUAAAGUUACCACCUUUCCGACAACCACAGACACCAAUACAAUGACACCCGGCACAUCUAAUAAUAAAGGCAAAGAUAAAGAUAAUAUUUUCAUUUAUAUUGGAGCUGGUGUUGCAACAGUAGUGAUUGUGCUGCUGAUUGUCCUUCUCAUCAUUUCAAGGUGGCAAAGGUGAAAUUUCAUUCAUUAUUUUUUUAUCACUUAACCCCACCAAUACCGAAGCCUUGAUGAAAAAUGCUUCAUGCGGUGCAAAUUACGACUACUUAGGCAAAUCUUCCCAUUCAACUUGCAAUGCAAUUUCUGCCAUAGAGCCAUUUUGUCUAAAAAGCAGUCGCAGGAAAAUUGUGAGCAUGGCCCACGGUUCACUUUGCUGACAUUUUUCAUUAAAUUUCUUUCCUUUCUCAUCCCUUAUAAGAGUAUAUUAUGUAAAGAACGUGUUGACAGAGUAGAAUGCGAGCCAUAUUUACAACUUCUCCGUGACUAUUUUUAAAUACUGUAACAUGCCUCAAUGUGACAAAUUGCGUUGCAAGUUGCAGCAAAAAUUGUCCUGUGUGACAUGGCCUUCAACACAUCUCACCGUUGGUUUUGAGAGCUUCUAUAGUCUCCUGAGUAUAUCCUAGGCCAUCCUAAAUGUUAUUGUCUUGGCCCAUUUACUCAAAGCCAGCUGUUCGUGAUGAGAUUAAAAACUUUUGCCGCUUUGAUCUUCAGAGGUAAAUCGAAGAAAAGUGGAAAAGAUAACCUUGGAUUUGAAAGAGGUAAGUGAAAGCAUGUCAACCAUUAAAGUUUCUUCAUUAAAUUUGUUGAGCAAUUCAUCUGAAUCUGCGACAUGGUAUUUGAUCCUAAUAUUUGUACAAUUUGUUUAAUUAAAACGUGUGACAAUGUUUUAUGACUCAAGACUUUGAUCAAAAGUGCAGUAUGUUAAGGCUGGUUUCCAUUAUCAAAAUUUCUGUGAUCAAUGUAGGAAAGUUUUGUUCAAAGUUUUGAAAGAUUUGUAAGAAAUGCAUGUUUGAGGAAACUGACUCAGUGUUAAACACUUUGAUCAAAAUUGUUGGAAAUUCAUCUAAGCGUGUGACGCAGUAUAGCAAAUCCGACUAUGAUGAAGUACUUGUUGGAUAUCAUACAUGCAGUCUCCGAUAUUAGUUCAGUCCAAGGUGAAGCCGAAUGACUGAAAGGACCGGAUACCCAGUUAAGGCUAAUUUCCACUCCGGAAAACAAGAACAAAACAAAAUCCGUGCAUGCGCCAUCAGUAGAAAUUUUUGCGGGUUUCGAUUGAUCCGGCGACGUUGCUGGCCGGAUAACUGAAAAGUUGAAAUGUUGAUGUUGAAAUAAUUUUGGUCCGGUCCCGCGGAUUAAACCUGGCGACCAAUCAAAAUGCCGUAUUAUCGCACAUAAAUUAAAAUAAUAAAUACCUGAGUGUAUAAAAUUUACAAAAUGGAGGAUGCAUGAGACUGGAACGAGCUCCAUUUUUUCCCUUUUCCGAUCCUAUCAUUCCACUUGUCCUUUUACUGGAAAUCGCUUGUUGGAUCGGACUGGAUCGGAAAAACCUUCGAUCCGGUCCGAUCCGCUGCUUAUUUUGCGGAGUGGAAAUUCGGGCCUUAAAGUCUAAAUUGUCGGAAUUGAUAUGACCUCUCAUACGAAUAAGUUUGCUACUUUAAGUGAGACAAGUGAGCUGAAUUAAUUUUGAUCCAUAUAUAUACUUCAUCGGGUAUCCAGGAUUAUCAUGUGAGCAAAACAAAAUUCGUACCCUUUUCUUGACAUCUUACAAGUAAAAAUUUUAACUGUGCAUAUGAUCUAAUUGGAUAUAUAUAAUUAAGAACAGCUUUGUUGUAAAAUAAGUAGUCUGUAAAUAAGCUCAAUUUAUUACAAUAUUAUUUAGAUAUCUCUCUACAUUACGUUGAUCCAAUCACAUAUGCCGAUCCUGAGAGAGCGGUGUCGGAGCUUGCAAACGAACUGGACCGGCAUUCGAUUAAAUUAGAAACCAUUAUUGGUGGAGGUACUAAAUAUUAUGUUGUGAAGUCGCCAACAAUUUAUGAUUAUCAUUAUUUAGGACUGUAGAUGAACUAAUAAUAUAGGACAGUCAUUAAAACAGCUGGACUGUCGAUGCAACAUUGGUAGACAAACACUCAAUACUUCCGUUUGUCUAUUUAACGUUUUCCAGGGCAAUUUGGUGAUGUUUACAAAGGGGAAAUGAAGCUUCCUGAGCAACCAGCAACGAAAGUGGCAAUUAAAAAGCUCAAGGUACUGUCUAUGUUUGUACACAUUCGUUUUCAUAAUUUUGCAUUAGCAAAAAUAUUUUUCAAAUUGGAAAAAGCGGGAUCUACGAUUUUAACCAUAUUUUGAAGAUAAGGCCAGCUGUAAUCUCUUGACAAUUACAUUAAUUGAUACCAAUUGUUACACAUUAUUUACUAGCCAGGGGCAUCUUAUAAGGACCGAACAGAUUUUCUCAUUGAAGCGUCUGUGAUGGGGCAAUUUAAGAAUUUGAAUGUGAUCACUUUGGAAGGUGUUGUGACUAAAAGUAAGUUCAGGAAAAAUUUACUUGUGUGAUUGUACGUUACCAGCUGUGUUUUUUUAAUUCUUCAUUGUAGAGCCAGGGUGCAGCAUGUUAUUAAGUACUUGAGAGGUUGUGAAAAGGUUCGGUGAUAAAAAUAGUCAUGAUGAUGAUGAUGAUGAAUAUUGAUGAUAAUGCUGAUGAUAUAAUGAUGGACGAUGGAUGAUGGACGACGACGACGAUGAGUAAUGAUGAUAUAAUGUUGACGAUGAUGAUGAGUGAUGAUGAUGAAUAAAGAUGAUGAUGAUGAUGAUGAUAAUGGUGCUGUAGAUGGUGAUGAUUAUGAUGAGAAUGUAUGGAUCAGAACGGUUAAAAUGGUAAAGAUUGGUGACUAUGUUGUUUUGUGCUCUAUUUAGGUACGCCUUUUCUCAUUGUGACAGAAUUUAUGGAGAAUGGAUCUUUAGAUAAAUAUUUAAAGGUAAAUUGAAACGAAUACAAUAUAUAUCGAAUACAAUUGAUAUUAUUCCUCGUGCCACAAACCUUGCAAAAAAUUUUGAUCUCUAUUGUUUUUAGGAAAAUGAUGGAAUGUUGAAUCAAUUACAACUGCUAAGAAUGGCCCGGGGAGUUGCCAGUGGUAUGGAGUACCUGGCCGGAAUGAAUUUUGUCCAUAGAGUAAGGAAAUAUUUUAUCUUUUUCCAGGGGGAUAGGAUGCUUGAUAAAUUUAGGGGAGGGGGCAGUUCCAUGAGUCGCCCACAUGGUUGGUGCCGAGUGGGAGAACUACUCCCCUGUCUUUUUCGAUCUUUAUAAUGACACCUACAGUAUUAUUGCAGAUCACUCUUGUCUCGAUGGUGUUUAGGUGGAACUGGCUCGCACAGAAUGCGACAUGAUUUACUCUACCAGGCCCGGCCAGUGCUUUCAGAUAUAAUACCAUUUAGAUCGUUUUAUUUUAUCUUACAUUUUAACCUGGAAUUUUAGGUAAACUGGUAUAUUGAGCCAGUAUAUUAUCGAGUAUACUAGUAUUCUGGAAUUUCUGGUAAACUUCCGGGUCCCCGGCUAGGCCUGUCUUCCAUGACAAUGAUAAUUUGUUUAAAUGUUAUCGUUUUCGCAUUCUAGUUUAUAGUAUUAACGAAAAAACUCUAAUAUUGGUGUUUCUUCAUUUAAGGAUUUGGCCGCCAGGAAUGUUUUAGUUAAUGAGAAUCUUAUUUGUAAAGUCGCUGACUUUGGCUUAUCCAGGGAUCUUGACAAUACUGAAGACUCAGAGUAUGAAUCACAGGUCAGUGGGCUCAUUGCACAGGCCAUCUGAAGAAUGAAAAAAUCGGCAGUCAAAACACUGAGUGACUGGAUGGCAUUGAGAGAAGUGGGAAUUUAAAAAUAGAUGAGAUAUUCUAAGUAUUAUUAUAUUUAAGGUAUAUAACGUACAGUUUAUAUUUCUAGGGAGGCAAAAUUGCUGUGCGGUGGACAGCGCCCGAAGCCAUUACUUAUCUCAAAUUUUCAACAGCCAGUGAUAUCUGGAGUUAUGGUAUUCUACUUUGGGAAAUAAUGUCCUUUGCUGAAAAACCUUAUCGGAAUUGGCGCAACGGAGAAGUCAGUAUGCGAUAUAUUCUUCGUAUAAAGCAGUCUUUUGCACAUUAUAUGACUGGAUUAUUCUUGCGGUGUUUUUUAUAGGUUGUGAUAUUUGUCAACCAAGGAUAUAGACUGCUCCCGCCAAUGGUAAUGGUAUAUACUUACAUCUAUACUCGUUACCUUAAAUAACUCGCACUCGAGAACAUUUCAUUCUAUACUUUCAUGCUGAAUGUUAGUGAUUGUGAAAAGAGGCAUUAUACAACAUAAAUAUUUUUGGUUAUAGACGUGUCCUAAAACAGUGCAUGAGUUAAUGAAAGAAUGUUGGAUGACAGACAGAACGAAACGACCACCAUUUAAAGAAAUUGUGAGAAUCAUUGAUGAAUGGAUAAAAUAUCCCGAAAAGCUUCUUGAAGACUACGUGAAAGUGAGAAGGUACGAUUCAUGUGAAAUGUAAAAACUGUCAAAUACUUUCUAAUUUCUAGAAUUCUCCCUCUUGAAGCUGAUCCCGUAACGGCCAAG
Molecule: messenger RNA, 9929 nt
Organism: Paramuricea clavata
Lineage: Eukaryota; Metazoa; Cnidaria; Anthozoa; Malacalcyonacea; Plexauridae
Source: the annotation of a GenBank genome assembly